This is a messenger RNA of Rhopalosiphum maidis (corn leaf aphid), 11200 nucleotides long. RefSeq names its product protein unc-13 homolog A (gene unc-13). The record is from RefSeq and is a predicted model, not a curated record. Gene Ontology annotation, biological process: synaptic vesicle priming; synaptic transmission, glutamatergic; neuromuscular junction development. The transcript is spliced from 27 exons. Gene Ontology annotation, cellular component: synaptic vesicle membrane; presynaptic membrane; neuromuscular junction. The coding region runs from base 1381 to 8232 and encodes 2283 amino acids. Gene Ontology annotation, molecular function: phospholipid binding; syntaxin-1 binding; calcium ion binding. NCBI's taxonomy places the organism in Eukaryota, Metazoa, Arthropoda, Insecta, Hemiptera, Aphididae.
GUGUAUGUGCGCGCUCGCUCGCCCGCUUGCCGCCGCCGACGACGACGACGACGACGACGCUGCCGCCCGAGACGCGAACACCUUUGCCGAGUCGCGAUACUAUAUGAUAUUGGUUACGCGCGCGACCGCCAACCACCUGCCCGUUUUAUAUACGCGUAGUAAAUCAUUAUAAUUACACAAAUACACACACACACACACACACACACACACACACAAACACACACACACACACACACACACAAACACAUAUACAUACAUCUGUCGUAACACAUGCAUACACGUGUAUUCAAUUUACGUAUUUAUAUUGUAGCUGCGGUACACAGAGACCGUAGUCUCGUUAUUAAAUUUCCGCCGGUUUUUUUUUUUUAAUUUAUUUAUUUGUUUUUUCUAUGUGCAUCUUGUUAGAAAAAAAAAUUGUUUAAUUUUAAUUGUUAUCGUAGCAGUUGAACACCACAGUGUGUUGUAAUACGUCAUUUAUAUCGUAGAUCAUCGUUAACACGAUGUUCCGCGCGUGAUGAACAAAACAAACAGAAAUUAGCCGUUGCGUGCACCAGACAACAUAUUAAACGCGCGCGCGUCAUAGUUACUACAAUAAUAUUAUCGUCAUAUGACGGUGCAGUAAUUACUGCUGCACAAUCGUUAUGUAAUGGUUCGGGGGGGACGACGACGACGACGACGUUCGCAACAUACACCAACCGCCGACGCUGGUAAAUCAAAAAAGUUAAUUAAACUUUUGGACUCUCAACGACGACGUCGACGGCGACGACGAAGACAAUGCAGGUCUCCUCGUGAACGGUGACACGCCGCCGUUAAAGGAGUAUAUCUGCUGCAUUCGAGUAGUGGAUAUCGGUGCAUUGUUGCUAGAUACGAAGUUUGAAUUCCACGGCGGAGGAAUACGUUUCAAAAAAAUAUAAACAAUAUUAUAUUACAAACCACCAACGCCCCAACAAAAUUGAUUUUACUGUCAAUGCUAACUAUUGUAAAAACAAAUACACCUUUCUUGUUGCACAACAUCGAUUUUCGUCAUGCAUAAUAGUGGUAAAGAACGCAAAACGCAUGCUGAAUUUCUGCUCCCCGUAUUGUGUUUCGGUACUCUUUUUGUUUUCACCCUAUCGGAAAAAGCCUGACGUUUGUACAAUACGACUACGUGCGUUUUUUACGUAUUCGGUUCUUAAGCGAUAUCAUCAGUCUCUCGUUCGGUACUUAAAUACGUUUUGCUGAACCGUUGAUAGUCGAUGAAAUCAGAUGCCAAAACGAUGAAACUUCGAGUCAAAGCAAUAAAAAUAGUUAUCAAAAUAUUUAUGGUAUUGGAAAACCAACAAUCAGGCUACUAUUCACGACUGACCGAUAGUAUGUGCCGACUUUAGCUACAUAAUCAAUAUGGAACCGGAACAAAAUCGGAACGGAGGUGGUAGACCAACCACUACCACUAUCGCUAUCACCACUGCAUCCACUACAACCACAAAUGCUACUGCUACAGUCUACGGCGACCAACAGGCUGUAGAGGCUGCGCUAAACGAGUUCAUCGACAAAAUGACACCUCGCGUUAACGUGUUGGAGAACGAAGUGAUGUACGCGUGGCGAGCGUUGGACUUAUUGUCAGACGAGUAUGUGAAAAUGUGGGAGCGUAUCGAAAAACUUGAAACUAUUAUUCAGAAUCAACAGUCUGUUAUUGGGCAAAUGGUCGAGAUAUGUGCAGAACCGAUAUCAACUUCGACUACAUACAUGGGACCACCCGAAAUUGGUGACCGCCCCGCACUAAGUAUGAUAUGGGAGGAAUCGGAAGGUAGCAGCAGUAACGGUACUAAAAAACCGUCGGAACAGAGAGACGUGGAUUAUAGAGUGUACGAAGAUCAGUUAUUAAAUGAAGACCAGGAAAAAAUGGAUUCCGUCGAGUCUGCCAAAGAGAUUUUCGAAAAUAUAGAACAAAUGGAGAGAAACAUGCGACAACUGUACGCCGAAGCCCAAUUAGAUAGUUGGAACGACGAGACAGAAAGAGCGGCAGCUGCUCUCGAUUUUUAUCCAAUUAACAAGCCACUCACAUCAUCAGUGGGAAAUUUACAACAUCGUAUGUAUCCUUACACGUCUCCGUCCAUUCGAUCGCUACCCACGAUCCCGAAAUGCGAAGAACCCGGGUACAGAUCACCGACAUUAUUUAUGGAUACAACGUCACAAUCGACUUACAUGAACGACUCAUAUCAACCACAAUCGCCACCCGGUAGUCCACCACCUCCAGCACCUGAGGAUCCUGUAUUUCCCAGAUCGCUGUCAUCCGCACUGUCACUAAGUUUGCGACAAUUUCACAGUUCCACCAAAGAACUUGAUUCGCUUCAUCAGUUUCAUAAUUCUACUAAAGACCUGAAUAUGCACCAAUAUCAUAAUUCCUCCAAAGACUUGGAAACAUUACACCAACAACGAUCUGGUGCUAUAGUCACCGCCAAUAAGUCCGAUUCUGGUCUGUCGUCGAUGAGUGGUGGAAUGUUGUCUAGUUAUGAAAAAUCACCGUGUUCACCAAGAAAGCGAGUGUUUGAUCAAUCUUACCAGAUUUCAGUGGCUGGUCCAUCCGGAUUAACGGUAGUAACAUGUGUGACCACUGCAUUUGACACCGAUUAUCCUUAUUACGAUAGAUCAACUGGGGUAUAUUCGACAGCAGGUCAAGGAUAUAAGUACCAGACUACUAACGCACAACAAACGUCUAUUUCCAACGUACCGGACCUGUUGGACGUAAUGUCAUACAAAGAUUACAAAAAACCUACGGAUAGACCAUAUCCUGGUAUAACAGAUGCAUUAACUUAUUAUCCGAACACCAUUAACGAUACAUAUUAUGGUAGAGAAAACAACAGGCUAGACAAUAAUCAACCUCGGUAUAGAUAUGUAACAACGCCUAACUUUCAGAUUCGUUGUGAAGAUGACGGUUCAAGACGGGAAGAAAAAACGAAAAAAUCUAAACGUAACAUAAUCAAAUCAGCUAUGAGCUCGGUCAGUAAUUCAGUGAGCAAUUGGUUUCCCGACGUGCACUUGCCACAACGGCAUCGAUCUCAUUCAUUACCUGGUGGCUUAGAAAGGGAACCCGACGCGGUUUCCGUUCACAGUGAAACUGCGACCACAUCAAAACCACGUAGUUGGAACACACAAAGGCACGGUAGUCGUAAGAAAAAAAAAUCUAUUGUAUCCACCAUGUCUGGGCUGCUACAUAAAACCACUAAACCUACCCCUUUUCAGAGCUCCUAUUCAAUAGCCGAUCCAGAAUUUGCGGAAAAUGAAUGGACUCAGUUAAAAGCUGGAGAUAGGCCAACACCUCCAGAACCACCACCCUUGCAACCACCUGAGCCAGCCAAUAUUACCACAGAACAGCAGGAAGAAGAGGUGCAAGAACAAAUUAAUGAAAUUCAGUUACCAGCUGAAAUGUUCAAUGGCCCGACUAAAGAAUUUGCCGUGUCUAGAAAGUUGAGUAAAUAUAGAGAACACUGUAAGCUUUCGAAUGGAGUGACAGAAGGUGAAUCAUCAGUAACUUCAUUAGAAAAACGUAACAAAUCAUUAGAAGAACAGUCCGUUAAACAUCACGAAGAAUUUAUACAGCCAACAAAUAAUAUAAGAAAUUUCAAAAUGUCAUCUAGACAAGCAAGUUUAGAGGUACCGUGGGCUGGAAAAGGAUCCGCAGACACUGAAGAUGAUAGCAGAAGCAAUCAUUCGUGGAGAAGUACGUCUAGAAUUUCAUCGAGGCGGCAAAGUACUGAAGAAAGCAUUGAUAGUGACGACGAAUGGUACUGUUAUGAAUUAAAACAAUUAGAAGAACUAGAGAAAAAAACUCAUUUUGAACGAGUAUUUGGGCCACCUAUGUUACCACCACCUAGUGCUCGAAGUGAAUCAUCCAUAAUUGUAUCUAAAGUCGAUUUUAAAGAAAAAAUGUCUAAAGCUAUUGAAGAUAUAAGAAAACAGUCAGUAGACGAAUCGUUCAAUGAAGACGCUUUCGAGCAAGAACAAUCCUUAGAUACAGUCAUUGAAGAAGAAUUACCACAAGAUGAUGGGCCUAUAAGGUUUAAGUUAAUGAAAGUACCGGAUACUCCAGGUGGCAUUAAAAGGGAUCUUCCAGGUCAAGACCUAGACCUAGGGCCGGAACAGGAACUUGAACCGGAAACGGAAACGGCCGACGAACAAAUGGUUGUUGAAGAGGAUGAAAGCCCCGGUACACCAUCAUUGCCCAGGUUUAAAUUUGAUAAAAACGAUUUAGUAGAUAAAGAAGAAACUGGUAGUAAAUGGAAAAUCGUGAAAGCUCUCAAGGAAAAAAAACCCGAAGAGAUAAACCAGGAUAUUGGACCUCCACCUACUCCGAUUAUCGAGAAUGGAAGAGGGAGCGGAGAAAACAUUAAUAGAGCGAAUGGACACCCUGGAGACAAUCCGUUUUAUAGCAACAUCGACAGCAUGCCGGAUAUUCGACCCAGGAGAAAAUCUAUCCCUCUUGUCUCGGAACUGGUUCUCAAGACAAUGGCUGCCACAAAAAGAAACGCAGGGCUGGCAUCAGGAGUUCCACGUCCAACUCUCAACGACGAAGAGCUGAAAAUGCACGUAUACAAAAAAGCUCUACAAGCCCUAAUCUAUCCAAUAUCAUCGACUACACCGCAUAAUUUUGUCUCGUGGACUGCAACUUCACCAACGUAUUGUUAUGAAUGUGAAGGGCUGCUGUGGGGCAUCGCCCGACAAGGAGUACGGUGCACCGAAUGUGGGGUCAAGUGCCACGAGAAGUGCAAAGAGCUCUUAAACGCCGACUGUUUGCAAAGAGCGGCUGAAAAAAGUUCCAAACACGGUGCUGAAGAUAAAGCGAUAUCAAUUAUACAAGCAAUGAAGGACAGAAUGUUGCAACGCGAAAGAGAUCAUCCAGAAAUUUUCGAACUUAUCAGAACCAUGUUUUCUGUGGAACCUGAUAUGCAUAUCGAUUCCUUGGAGCAAGCGGAAGCUAUCGUUCUUGAAGGCACUUCUAAAUGGUCGUGCAAAAUCGAAAUAACAGUAAAAUGUGCUCAAGGGCUCAUUGCAAAAGACAAAAGUGGUACAUCAGAUCCAUACGUAACUGUUCAAGUGGGUAAAGUUAAAAAAAGAACGCGAACCAUGCCUCAAGAGCUCAAUCCUGUUUGGAAUGAAAAAUUUUAUUUCGAGUGCCACAAUUCUUCGGAUCGUAUUAAAGUCAGGGUAUGGGACGAGGACAAUGACUUGAAAUCGAGACUAAGACAAAAACUAACCAGAGAAUCGGACGAUUUUUUAGGACAAACUAUUAUCGAGGUUCGAACGUUGUCGGGUGAAAUGGACGUUUGGUACAAUCUCGAAAAAAGGACUGAUAAAUCAGCAGUAUCCGGUGCUAUUCGAUUACAUAUCAAUGUAGAAAUUAAAGGAGAGGAAAAAGUCGCUCCUUAUCAUAUCCAAUACACGUGUCUUCAUGAAAAUCUAUUUCACUCGUUGUGUGAAAAUAAUGCAGGAAUAGUUCACCUACCUCAAGCCAAGGGAGAAGAUGGGUGGAAAUUGUAUUUUGAAUCUCCCGCACAAGAUAUUGUCGACGAAUUCGCUAUGAGAUAUGGCAUAGAGUCUAUUUACCAAGCAAUGACACACUUUCAUUGUCUUUCAACAAAAUAUUUAUGCCCUGGUGUCCCAGCAGUAAUGAGUACAUUGUUAGCGAAUAUCAAUGCCUACUAUGCACACACGACAUCAAGCUCCGCCGUAAGCGCAAGCGACCGUUUUGCAGCAUCCAAUUUCGGAAAAGAAAAAUUCGUAAAGCUGCUUGACCAGCUACAUAAUUCGCUCAGAAUAGAUUUAUCAAUGUAUAGAAAUAACUUUCCGGCAUCCAGUCAAGAAAAAUUAAUGGAUCUUAAAUCGACUGUCGAUUUGUUGACAAGUAUUACAUUUUUCAGAAUGAAGGUACAAGAACUUUCAAGUCCACCAAGGGCUAGUACCGUUGUUAAAGACUGUGUUAAAGCGUGUCUAAGGUCAACUUAUCAAUUUCUAUUCGCUAAUUGUUAUGAUUUAUACGGCAGAGAAUAUCAGACUGAUCCAAAUGAAAAAAGAGACGAAGACACGGGACCAAAGUUAGAUGAUUUAGGCUUUUGGGAUAAGCUUGUAGCACUCGUUGCUUCAGUAAUCGAAGAAGAUAGAAAUAGUUAUGCACCUGUUCUGAGUCAAUUCCCAGCAGAACUCAAUAUAGGACAGUUAUCUGCAGCAACAAUGUGGAGCUUCUUCGCCGUGGACAUGAAGUAUGCUCUAGAAGAACAUGAAACACAUAGACUUUGUAAAACUUCAGCGUACAUGAACCUCCAUUUCAAAGUAAAAUGGCUGUUUACUAAUUAUGUAAAAGAUGCACCACCGUACAAAGACGCAAUACCCGAGUACCCAUCUUGGUUUGAACCGUUUGUAAUGCAAUGGCUAAAUGAAAAUGACGAUGUGUCUUUAGAAUAUUUGCACGGAGCUUUUAACAGGGACAAAAAAGAUGGGUUUCAAAGAAGUUCAGAGCAUGCGUUAUUUUCCAACUCAGUGGUAGACGUAUUCACUCAGCUUACACAAUGUUUUGGGGUUAUAUCAAAAUUGGAAUGUCCUGACCCAGAGAUAUCCAAUCGAUACAUGAAAAGACUUGCUAAAACAAUUGUCAAAGUGUUAUUGGCAUACGUAGACAUAGUUCAAAAAGAAUUUGAUGCUAAAGAACUAGAUGAAAGAACUGCUUGUAUAUUAAUGAAUAAUAUUCAACAACUACGAGUACAACUAACAAAAAUGUUCGAAUCAAUGGGUGGCAAACAACUGGAAGAAGAUGCUACAGAUAUUCUAAAUGACUUACAAACGCAGUUAUUAAAAGCUUUAGAUGAACUAUCUGGGAAAUUCGGAAAAAGUUUGGAACCUCAAAUAAAGAAAAGUGUCAAAGAACUUGGUGAGUUAUUACAAAGUAUCAAAGGAGGUAGCCAAAAUCCACAACAAGUAUCUAUGAUGGAAGUAGACGAAAUAUUAAGGCCAUUGAUGGAUCUAAUGGAUGGUUCAUUAUCAUUAUUUGCUCAAACUUGUGAGAAACCUGUACUAAAACGAAUUCUUCGAGAAUUAUGGAAACUUGUAAUAAGAAUAUUGGAAAGAUCAGUAGUCUUACCACCAAUGAUGGAUAAAAGUAUGAUAUUGAAAAACCUUAGCGAAAACGCUAGAUCACUGGCAGCUAAUGCUAGAAUUGAAGACAUGUCCAGAUUAAUUAGAAACCAUAUGGCUGGAAAGCAAGAUGUUAAAAAUGCUUUAACAGGAGUAAUGGAUAUGGAAAAGAACUUAAAUACUAAGCAGUGUAGGGUCUUAGAAUCUGCAUUGAAAACAAUUAAAACAUAUUUCCAUGCCGGUGGAAAUGGACUGAAAAAGAAGUAUUUGGAUAAAAGUUCAGAUCUUUUAUCUUUAUGCUAUGCUUUAUCACUUUACACAAGAUCCACAGAUGAACUCAUCAAAACGUUUGUGUUGACACAAUUGCAUCAAGUACCACAAAAAAAUGAUCCAUUACCACGACAACCAUCACUAAUGAGUGGUACUGAAGUAAAAGAUGAGAUGGACGAAAUGGAUUAUGACGAGGACGACGAAACCGAGGAGGAAGAAGCAUUAGAUGAAGCAGAAGAAGAUGUAAAAUCAAUGGGAAGUCGAAUGGAAAAACUCUUUGAAAUUUCAAGAAGACCAUUACAAGAAAAUUACGUAUAUGAAGAACCUUAUGGAGAAAUUUCUAUUAACGUUUACAUUGAAACACAACCAACGAAUAACGAAUUUAAGCUCACUGUAACAGUGGUUGCUGCUAAUACGCUGGUAUGGCCAACAACUGGUAUGUUUCGCCCGUUUGUCGAAGUGAACCUCAUCGGACCAAGACUAGCGGACAAGAAGAGAAAACAGUCGACGAAGAGUAAGUCAGGCAGUUGGAGUCCUAGAUACAACGAAGCGUUCGUUUUUUCUAUUAGCGCCAUUGAAGAUUUAGAAUGUUACGAAUUGCAUUUUUGCGUGAAAGACUACUGUUUUGCUCGCGAAGAUCGGCUCGUUGGCGUGGCGGUUUUGCAGAUGCGACAUGUUCCAAUAAUGGUCCGUACCGGCGAAUGGUUAGGCCUCGGCAGACGAAUACAAAUGAAUGAGACUGGAUGGACGAUUUUGCGGAUACUUUCACAGAGGUAUAACGACGACGUAGCUAAGGAAUUCGUGAAGCUCAAGUCGGAGACCAGACAGGAAGACCAGUCGUCCAUACAGGGGUCGUAAAAACAAAUCGACACGGGUAUUCAUCGCCAGUAGUCUUCCACUGAAAACAAUAAAAUUAAGACUAGUUAAAAUAAUAAAUUAACUUCAAUAUGUUGUAAAAAAAAAUGAAAAUCGAUCAAGAGUUGUGAAUAGUAAUAAUUUAACAAGGGCUUAGAAACAAUGGAAGUUCUUGUUGCAAUUACUAUACUAUAGUCAGAAAAGUGAUAGUAAUCAUUUCAAAGCGAAAAAAAAACGUUGGUCUUUUUCAUAUUAAGUAAAAAAUUAUAUACGUUCAUAGCAAUAAAUUCUUAAAGAAAAAACACAUUAAAAAUUGACCAACAUUUUGAGUUUUAAACAAAUCAACGGGACCAUUCUCAAAUUAAAAAUUAAUUAUUCAAUUUAAUACACUGCAGUGUUGGUUGUAAUGAUUGUAAAACUUUCUGUGUGGUAGUUAGGUGCCCGGAAUGCCAGGGCGUUUGGAUGGAAUAGGGUGAACACCACUAAUUUUAAGGUGGCUUUGAAUAUUUUAAUAUUUAAACAUUUGUUGUUCUAAAUUCACAGUACAAUAUUUAGGUAAAUUAAAAUUCUACUGUAUAAAAGGGGACAUGAUAUAUACAGAUGCACCAUUCCGCAUAACCGAAAUCUAUUACCUACCUACUAAAUUAAAUGCGCUCUAUUGUUUUUAACAAACCAAUAUUUUUAUACAAAAAUGAUAUUCCUGCAUCGAACACCUACAGGUUAUGUUAUUUACAUUAUUACCUAUUCCUAGCACUUGGGCGCAACUAUAAUAUUCUGCAUAUUCAUAUAAUAUUAUAACGAUAUGGGACGUCAUUUUUUCUCUGAAAGUUCUGACAAAUGUAUUGUUGUUGCUGUUAUUAUUGUUGUUUUUGUUGUUGUAGUUGUUGUUUUUUCAAACGGGCCUCUACUCCGGAACCUUUGACCAGCAACAGGUUAAGCCAAAUCGUAUAAUCGAUCCAUAAACCGAUUUUCAUCCGGUCAGGUGCGUGAUUGCGGAACGCAUUAUCGUUUUUAUCUCUUUAUAUUACUCUGCGGGUAAUCAUGUCUAUUCUAACACUCUGACUCAAGUAUAUAUUAUGUAAUGUACAUUUCCUUGGACUCGACGACUUGAUAAUACGAAAUAUCGGUCAUUUUAUUGUGAAACGCUUAUUGAAACAUUAAACAUAAAAUCUAUACAUGUUUAAACAUCCAUCGUAAUACCUGUAUACCUACCUAUACCUAUUUAAAAUAUUUAAAUGCUUUAAACUAUUGCAACUCUAAUAAUAGUAUUAAACUACCAUACACGUGUUAUAUACAUAUAUACAAUAUAUAUUACUAAUAACGUCUUCCAUUACAUCAUGUUGUUUUCUUCUAGUACGCAUCCAUUUCAUUGAUUUCGUGUAAAGAAAUUGAUUAUUCUUGUUUUCAUUCCAUUCGCUCGGUUAUUUUCUUGUAAUUUUACAUUUCUUAGUGUCUAAGUAAUUUCCAUUAUAAUAAUUUAAUACUAUUCGUUCUUGAUUGAUUUUCUAGGCUAUUGAGCAUUUUACAGAUAUAACUUUUAAAACUUCCUGACAAACUGUGUGUAAACUAUAAUAAGUGUCAAAAGGGAAUUAAUAAUUUUAAUAGGCCUCAUUCUUAUACCUACUCUUAUUCCAAAUUUGCAUUAUUUACUUGAUAAUAUUCAAACAUUUUGGGAAACACCUAUUUUUUUAUUCAAUAGGUUAUAAUUUAUAUUAUAUCCGUCCUAAUACCCAAUUAUAUUAUUGGUCAAAAGGGUUUCACAUGUAAUAUUGUUUUCACAGCAAUAAUUAAUUCGUAUUCGUAUUGUAAAAAAUAUAUUUAACCAAACGCAUCGUUGAAUAUUAUUUACAAAAUAAAAUGUGAUAAAACAUCGAUAUAUUCAAAUUAUUUUUUAUCAAUUGUAUUGUAAAUUAAUGUUAAAACCAAUAUUUAUUAAUACCUACUAUAACAAUAUGUGUAUAUUAUGAAUUAACUAUUUAAGCUAGCAAAACUAUUGUAAACUACAUAAUGUGCAGGUGGCCUAAGUUGAAAACUUUAUAAGAGAUUUUCUUUCAAAAGUUACCUUCCAAACUCUUAUCCAAAACCCUCGUUAUGUUUAUUAUGUUAAUUUUCCAAACCCAACCAACCGUACCAUACAUAUCGAUCUAUCGUUUCUUAUUUUAUGUUGCUAUAAAUAAUUAUUAUAUUAGUAUUGUGCUAAUGAUAUUAAUCUAUUAAUUUAUUGCUAUAAUCAUGUUUGUAAGUUCAAGUAUAGGGGCCUUUAUUUUUUAUAUAAUAUAUAACCUAGACGUUGAAUAUUUUAGUCGAAUCUGUUAAACUUCGGUUUUAGAUUGUUAUAACAAACAUUUACUAUAUAUCGUCAUUAUGAUUAACCAGGGUAAACGUAUUAAGCAAUGUGUUGUUUUUGUAUUAAUAUUUUAUUGUAAUUAUGCACUUAUAAUAAUUUUUUAACAUUUUUUUUUAUAUAUAUAAUAUAUAUACCAAAUUCGGUUUCUAUACAAACAUUUAUAAAAAAAAAAAGAAACAAAAACGCAAGACAAUAUGAUAAUUAUAUUGUUUGAACCGAAACUAUUUAUUGUGUUACUGCCCAUAACGUAAUUUUUCGGUGUAUUUUCAAACGGUGUCUAUGAAAAAUUAUUAACUUGUCUAUGCUCCUCUAUUAUCUUAGUCUUAUACUUGAUAUUAUUAUUUUUGAUUUCAUUCAAAACGAGUAAGUUAUUAAUAUUGUUAUAUUUGAUUUGUAAAGAUAAAUGAAAUCAACAAUAAUACCUAAUCAUCUAUAUAUUUAAGCUGAAUAAAGUGCGCUUUUUGUCUAUACUUCCUAAUUUAAGUCCUCCUCGUUGUUUUUAAUUUAUAUAAACGGUACGACAUGGUAACGAUAAUAACAGCGCCUGUCACCGCCUAAAAUACCCAUUAUAUUAUUACCAUUAUUAUUGUUAUUAUCAUUACUAAUGUCUGCCACUUUACCUUA